This is a messenger RNA of Amphimedon queenslandica, 1091 nucleotides long. RefSeq lists its product as uncharacterized. The record is from RefSeq and is a predicted model, not a curated record. NCBI's taxonomy places the organism in Eukaryota, Metazoa, Porifera, Demospongiae, Haplosclerida, Niphatidae. The transcript has 4 exons. The coding region runs from base 100 to 987 and encodes 295 amino acids.
AACCUAGCUAUGAAUACUCCUUUUGGUUUUUAGGUUAAAAUAUCUGAACUGAGAGCAGUCCAGCAUAAUACAAAGAAUGAGCUUCUCAUCGGCUAUAACAUGUCGUGCAGUGUGCUGGCGCUACAAGACGGUAUGGUCUUCAAUUCUCCAGAGACAGUUUGGAAUGCUGAACCUACUUCCAUAGUUCACACUGGUCCCUAUACACUAGCGUUUACAGCUGAUACUAUUGAAAUUAGAAAGUCAUCAAACGGUUCUUUAAUGCACACCAUCGACGUGCCUCAACUUAAACCUAUUUCACUCAAAGAUGACUUGAUAUUCUCGUCUCCAAGUCUCCUCAAUCAGUCUCUCCAAAGGAACGAUAGUUUCUCACGUUUGGAGGGAAAAGCCGCCAAAGUCCUUGGGAAAGCAACAUCUUCAGGAACCUCCCUACACAUAUACAAGAUCAGCUUAGAGAACCUUCUUGGGGGCGGAGCUGGAAAAGGGCGUGGCCGACGUAACAGUGACAAAGAUGAUGAGACUUCAUCUAGUGGCAGCCACUGUAGCAUGUUAGAGGACGUUCCUUCAACGAUUUCCGAAGAACCAGAAGGGCGUGGCAAUGGGUGUGGUCUUCAUCUAAAAGACCUGAGUAAUGGAGGAGGUGUCGACAUUAGUCUUGAAGAAACCAACUCAAAGUUUAAAAACGCAAGAAUACUAAAAUCUCCGUCUUCCAAGCCGAGGCAGAUGUUUGUCUACCCCGAGAGUUACGGCGACGGUAAGAAAUAUGUGGGCCCCCUCAGCGAAGUUUUUGAGGACUCGUUUCGCCUGGUCUGCAAAGAGGAGGAGGAGGAGGAGGAGCCUAUGCACUCUGUCCUCUCGGAGCGAGACAUUAAAACAGCACAACUUCACGGACUCCAUUCAACCUAUUCCUCAUCUCCUUCCAUCCUUGAGGAUAUUAACUCUCUCUCUUCUCUCUCCCCUUCUUCCAGCGAUGUGCUAUUUAAGCUAUGAUUAUUAAUGUUGUUGUUGUUGUUUUUUGUUUGUAGUGUCUUGCUUUUGUGUUUAUUCUUGUUUAUGUUUCACUUUCUCAUUCAUCCAUUCAUUCAUUAACAUUA